Rhinopithecus roxellana (golden snub-nosed monkey) is the source of this 3709-nucleotide messenger RNA. It is a transcript of the gene ADAMTSL2, whose product is annotated as ADAMTS like 2. Gene Ontology annotation, biological process: extracellular matrix organization. The transcript is spliced from 19 exons. Gene Ontology annotation, cellular component: extracellular matrix. Lineage: Eukaryota; Metazoa; Chordata; Mammalia; Primates; Cercopithecidae. Bases 180 to 3056 code for a protein of 958 amino acids. The record is from RefSeq and is a predicted model, not a curated record.
GAUGCUCUUUGAAGUGGGAGAGGGAGGCGGCGCGGGGGAGGAGGGGAAGGGGAGAGGGAGGCCGGGCCGCAGCCUCUGCACUCACGCCGCCCCCGCACGCACAGCGCACCUGGCGCCGUCUGCCCUCCGCAGCGCUCGCCCCUUUCUCUGGGAGGACAACCUGCUGACCCGAAGCCAGGAUGGACGGCAGAUGGCAAUGUUCCUGCUGGACCUGGUCCCUGCUGGUUCUGGCGGUUGUGGCUGGGGACACAGUGUCAACCGGGUCCACAGACAAUAGCCCGACGUCCAAUAGCCUGGAGGGGGGCACGGACGCCACGGCCUUCUGGUGGGGGGAGUGGACCAAGUGGACGGCAUGCUCCCGCAGUUGCGGAGGUGGGGUGACAUCCCAGGAGCGGCACUGCCUGAAGCAGAGGAGGAAGUCCACCCCAGGCCCCGGGAACAGGACCUGCACGGGCACGUCUAAGCGGUACCAGCUCUGCAGAGUGCAGGAGUGUCCGCCGGACGGGAGGAGCUUCCGCGAGGAGCAGUGCGUCUCCUUCAACUCCCACGUGUACAACGGGCGGACGCACCAGUGGAAGCCUCUGUACCCGGACGACUAUGUCCACAUCUCCAGCAAACCGUGUGACCUGCACUGCACCACCGUGGACGGCCAGCGGCAGCUCAUGGUCCCCGCCCGCGACGGCACAUCCUGCAAGCUCACCGACCUGCGAGGGGUUUGCGUGUCUGGAAAAUGUGAGCCCAUCGGCUGUGAUGGGGUGCUUUUCUCCACCCACACACUGGACAAGUGCGGAGUCUGCCAGGGGGACGGUAGCAGCUGCACCCACGUGACGGGCAACUAUCGCAAAGGGAACACCCACCUUGGUUACUCUCUGGUGACCCACAUCCCGGCUGGCGCCCGAGACAUCCAGAUUGUAGAGAGGAAAAAGUCCGCUGACGUGCUAGCUCUUGCAGAUGAAGCUGGCUACUACUUCUUCAAUGGCAACUACAAGGUGGACAGCCCCAAGAACUUCAACAUCGCCGGCACCGUGGUCAAGUACCGGCGGCCCAUGGAUGUCUAUGAGACGGGAAUCGAGUACAUCGUGGCACAGGGACCCACCAACCAGGGCCUGAAUGUCAUGGUGUGGAACCAGAAUGGCAAAAGCCCCUCCAUCACCUUUGAGUACACGCUGCUGCAGCCACCGCACGAGCCGCACGAGCGCCGCCCCCAGCCGGUCUACUACGGCUUCUCCGAGCCCGCCUCCGAGAGCGCUGAGAGCCAGGGCCUGGACGGGGCCGGGCUGAUGGGCUUCGUCCCACACAACGGCUCCCUCUACGGCCAAGUCUCCUCAGAGCGGCUGGGCCUGGACAACCGGCUGUUCGGCCACCCGGGCCUGGACAUGGAGCUGGGCCCGAGACAGGGCCAGGAGACCAACGAGGUGUGCGAGCAGGCCGGCGGCGGGGCCUGCGAGGGGCCCCCGAGGGGCAAGGGCUUCCGAGAUCUCAACGUCACAGGGACUCCUCUCACCGGGGACAAGGAUGACCAAGAGGUUGACACCCACUUUGCCUCCCAGGAGUUCUUCUCGGCUAAUGCCAUCUCCGACCAGCUGCUGGGUGCAGGCUCUGACUUGAAGGAUUUCACCCUCAAUGAGACUGUGAACAGCAUCUUUGCACAGGGCGCUCCGAGGAGCUCCCUGGCCGAGAGCUUCUUCGUGGAUUAUGAGGAGAACGAGGGGGCUGGCGCUUACCUGCUCAACGGGUCCUACCUGGAGCUGAGCAGCGACAGGGUUGCCAACAGCUCCGCCGAGGCCCCGUUCCCCAACGUCAGCACCAGCCUGCCCACCUCGGCCGGGAAUAGGACUCACAAGGCCAGGACCAGGCCCAAGGCUCGCAAGCAGGGCGUGAGUCCUGCGGACAUGUACCGGUGGAAGCUGUCCUCCCACGAGCCCUGCAGUGCCACCUGCACCACAGGGGUCAUGUCUACGUACGCCAUGUGUGUCCGCUAUGAUGGGGUCGAGGUGGAUGACAGCUACUGCGAUGCCCUGACUCGUCCCGAGCCUGUCCACGAAUUCUGUGCCGGGAGGGAGUGCCAGCCCAGGUGGGAGACGAGCAGCUGGAGCGAGUGUUCGCGCACCUGCGGAGAGGGCUACCAGUUCCGCGUUGUGCGCUGCUGGAAGAUGCUCUCGCCCGGCUUCGACAGCUCCGUGUACAGCGACCUGUGCGAGGCAGCCGAGGCCGUGCGGCCUGAGGAACGCAAGACCUGCCGGAACCCCGCCUGCGGGCCCCAGUGGGAGAUGUCAGAGUGGUCCGAGUGCACUGCCAAGUGUGGGGAGCGCAGUGUGGUGACCAGGGACAUCCGCUGCUCAGAGGAUGAGAAGUUGUGUGACCCCAACACCAGGCCUGUAGGGGAGAAGAACUGCACGGGCCCGCCCUGUGACCGGCAGUGGACUGUCUCCGACUGGGGACCGUGCAGUGGAAGCUGUGGGCAAGGCCGCACCAUCAGGCACGUGUACUGCAAGACCAGCGACGGACGAGUGGUACCUGAGUCCCAGUGCCAGAUGGAGACCAAGCCUCUGGCCAUCCACCCCUGUGGGGACAAAAACUGUCCCGCCCACUGGCUGGCCCAGGACUGGGAGCGGUGCAACACCACCUGUGGGCGCGGGGUCAAGAAGCGGCUGGUGCUCUGCAUGGAGCUGGCCAACGGGAAGCCGCAGACGCGCAGCGGCCCCGAGUGUGGGCUCGCCAAGAAGCCUCCGGAGGAGAGCACGUGUUUCGAGAGGCCCUGCUUCAAGUGGUACACCAGCCCGUGGUCAGAGUGCACCAAGACCUGCGGGGUGGGCGUGAGGAUGCGAGACGUCAAGUGCUACCAGGGGACCGACAUUGUCCGUGGUUGCGAUCCAUUGGUGAAACCUGUUGGCAGACAGGCCUGUGAUCUGCAGCCCUGCCCCACGGAGCCCCCAGAUGACAGCUGCCAGGACCAGCCAGGUACCAACUGUGCCCUGGCCAUCAAGGUGAACCUCUGCGGGCACUGGUACUACAGCAAGGCGUGCUGCCGCUCCUGCAGGCCCCCCCACUCCUAGGCCCGGCAGCUGCAGCCCCUUCCAGACGAAGACCCAGCGCCCCUCCUGGGGCUGCUGCAGCUUCUGGGGCCUCCACAGACCCCCGUCCUGCAGGGUGUGCUGGCCUGAGACGUGGCACUGAGUCUCGGCUGUCAAGAGGGAACUUCCCACAGCCCAUGGACUUUUGUGCUCCUGGGGCAGAGACUCCGGCACCCACUGGCCUCCCCCAGACAGAGCCACCUGUGCCGUGGGAACCUGUCUGUGUUCCUGCGUGGAUCCUGUGUUUGUGGCUUCCACUCCCCAGCCCCCAGCAGCCCCCAGCCGAGGGGCCCGAGGCCCACAGCCAGCAGUGGAGGUGUCUUGCCCCGGGCCUGCAGCCCAUGCCCUCUCUAGGUGGCAGGGCCUUCUGAAGGAAACUUGCAGGCGAGCCCAACAUGGGGGGGCCUCCUUCCCUCGGAGGCCACAGGGUGAGAGGGACACAGGCAGCCAAGGAGGCCCAGGCGUGCUCUCUCCUAUAGAGCCCCUCCCAUGGAGCUCUCUUCCUGCCGCACUUUCUACCCCGGGCAGAGGCGCUUGCCCACGGGACGUUUGGGGAUGGACCGCGGGUCCCGCCCCUGCAGUCAGCGUCAGUGCUCAUCUACGUUAAUAAAGUGGUCCUAUUUAUGGCGGCAUCA